AUGCAGUCAUAUUUGGCAUAUAAACGAUUUGGAAGAUUGGUUGAAUCACAAUUCGAAAGAGAUAAGCAGAGAGCAGAGGCACUCGAGAGAGGAAAUGCACAUAUCUCUCAUGCACAAUCAUCUAAUUUGGAAUCGAAUGGACGGCAAGAUCUUGCACAUCGUCCUUCUUCUAUCGAUACCAAUUCCUCAGCUACACAAUCCCCUUUGGAUUCCCCCUCGACGUUCGAUACUCGCGAUCCUGAAAAGGCGGAACAGGCUGGAUCUAAUGCUUCUUCACCGGGUCAUAACCCCGAAGAAAAUGUAUAUGUUAAUGAAGAAGGAGGUGGAGAUGGAGAAGCGAAUGAGAAUGAGAGACCAGAAAAUCUCGAUAGGACGGCUUCAAGAGCCACGGCACACACAAAUAGGAGUUUUGGAACGCGAAUGGGCUAUGCAUUAACGGGAAUCGAAGUUCGCGAAUUAUCCGAACGAUUGACCCGAACGAGGACAAAAACGAAGUCGAAAGGGAAAUCUACGGAAAGCGAUCCUGGGAAAGAGAAAGGAGAGGGGGAAAGAGAGACGGUGUUUGUGGUAGGAUAUGAAAGUGAGAAGGAUGCGAUGAAUCCACAUAAUUGGUCAUUGUUGCGUCGCGGUUUUUGCACCAUCAUGAUUGCUUCGAUUGGUUUUGUAGUGGGUUUCGCAUCUUCGAUCGAUAGUGCUGCGUUGAAGCAAGCCGCGGAGGAAUUUGGAGUUAGUGAGGUUGCGGAAUCUUUGGCGACGGGGUUGUUUCUUGUAGGAUUUGGGUUUGGCGCGUUAUUUGCUGGACCGAUAUCAGAAACUAUUGGGAGAAAUCCCGUGUAUAUUGCUACGCUAUUUAUAUACAUGAUAUGGAUCAUGGCAUCCGCACUAGCCCCCAAUCUCGCCGCACAACUCAUCUUCCGAUUCCUGGCCGGUUUCUUUGGUUCCACUCCCCUAACCUGCGCUGGGGGAUCCAUCUCGGAUUUAUGGAACCCUAUGGAGCGUGUUUUUGCCUUCCCCGUCUUCGCCAAUGCCGCAUUCCUAGGACCGAUAUUUGGACCUGUAGUAGGAGGAUUCAUCGGUCAAUCCAAGCUUGUGAGCUGGAGAUGGUGCGAAUGGAUCACGCUUAUUCUCUCAGGCUGCAUCCUCAUCUCCAUCACGCUCUUCCAACCCGAAACCUUCGCUCCCAUUCUCCUAAAAUGGAAAGCCGCGCACUUGCGCCGAAUCACCGGAGACGAUCGCUAUGUCGCCGAAGUAGAAAUUCGCGCAGAUCCUUUCCUCACCCGAUUACUACAUGCGCUCUAUCGACCCUUCAUCCUCGUGACUCGCGAACCAAUCGUGAUGCUCUUCGCUCUCUAUCUAACCGUCGUCUACAUCAUCCUCUUCACCUUCCUCGACGGCUACACCUAUAUAUUUGGCGAAACCUACGGAUUUAGCGAAGGACUCACGGGACUCGCCUUCGUCGGUAUAGCCAUCGGACUCUGUUUCGCCACUCUCCUCGUCCCACUGAUCCACCACUGGGCCAAAAAAGAUCUCGCCGCCGCGCGCGCUCUGCAUGGUCCCGAAGCGCGUCUCCCGCCUGAAAAACGCCUCUGGUUCGCUAUGUUCGGCGCCCCUUUAGUACCCAUUUCGCUUUUCUGGAUGGGGUGGACAAACUAUGCGUCAAUAUCGCCGUGGUCGGGUCUGGUGGCUUCGCUCUUUUUCGGUUAUGGUAUCUUGUGUAUUUUUAUCUCGACCUAUCAGUAUAUUAUUGAUUCGUAUGAAAUGUAUGCGGCGUCGGCGUUGGCGUCGUUGACGCUAAUAAGGUACGUGGCGGCGGGGGGGAUGGUCGAGGUGGGGAUUCCGUUUUAUGAGAAUUUGGGGGUGCAUUGGACGUUGACGGUGUUGGGGGGGAUUAGUGCCCUAAUGGUGCCGGUGCCGUAUGCGUUUUAUUGGUAUGGGGCCAAGAUUAGGGGGUGGAGUAAGUUUGCGGCUACGGAUUAG
This is a messenger RNA of Sclerotinia borealis F-4128, 1977 nucleotides long. The record is from the annotation of a GenBank genome assembly. NCBI's taxonomy places the organism in Eukaryota, Fungi, Ascomycota, Leotiomycetes, Helotiales, Sclerotiniaceae.